GGACCCCCCGGAAGCAGCGGCGCGAGCGCACGACGUUCACGCGGGCGCAGCUGGACGUGCUGGAGGCGCUGUUCGACAAAACGCGCUACCCCGACAUCUUCAUGAGGGAGGAGGUGGCGCUGAAAAUCAACUUACCUGAGAGCAGGGUGCAGGUGUGGUUCAAGAACCGCCGCGCCAAAUGCCGCCAGCAGCAAUCCCAAGGCUCCGCCCCCUCCAAGCCACGCCCACCCCCCAAAAAGAAACCCUCCCCCUCACAUGACCACGUGACGCUCAAAAAGUGCCGCGGGGACGCCAAGAUGGCGGCCAAGAUGGCGGCGCUGAGGGCGGCGAGCGGCCCGCGGUUACCUGAGGGGGGAAGGAGCCCCCAGAACCGCGGGACCCCCCCAAAACCGCCCGGAAUUUGA
This is a messenger RNA of Catharus ustulatus (Swainson's thrush), 404 nucleotides long. Its product is annotated as homeobox protein otx5-like. Gene Ontology annotation, molecular function: DNA-binding transcription factor activity, RNA polymerase II-specific; RNA polymerase II cis-regulatory region sequence-specific DNA binding. NCBI's taxonomy places the organism in Eukaryota, Metazoa, Chordata, Aves, Passeriformes, Turdidae. Gene Ontology annotation, biological process: regulation of transcription by RNA polymerase II. The record is from RefSeq and is a predicted model, not a curated record. The annotation marks the transcript as partial. The transcript is spliced from 3 exons. Gene Ontology annotation, cellular component: nucleus.